AUGAACUCCAUCUUUCGCCCAACCCUCUUAGGGGGCAAAGUCCAUCGCCCCUAUGGAACUGUUUCUCUCCCUUCACUCGGUCCCUGCGACUUCGUCGCACACCUAAAGGCCGUUCUUCCCGUUCCCUCGCCAAUCCCCUCUAGGGAUGGCCCUUUGCCACUCGUAGAGCACCUUUCGGCCGCUUUACCAUCAUACCCUCUCCCUCCAACGCCCCAGGAGCUAUCACUGGCCUGGUGGCGUAGCGCCCGCCCAGAGUGGAAAGAAGGCAAGAGCCGCGGCAAACAGAACAAUUGGGCACUCCUCACCGCGGCAAUGGACCGCCUCGUCAUGGUCAAUUAUGACCUUGACAUUUUCUACCAUCACACCUACGAGAAAGGUGUUGCAGACGACUGUGGUGUCAUAAACCACACAUCCACCUGGAGCAAGCCGGCAAUGAGAGUCCCCACAUAUAGGGCACGACUACACCUAACGCAACAAACGCGUUAUGAAAUUCCCACGCAAACCCUUCUUGUUGAUCGAUCCGCGGUGGGGGAAGGUCUCACCGUCGGUGACGUCCUCGAAGGGUUUGCAGGACUAUUGAAGAAGAGGCUGAGUGCCUCUCAACGAAAGAUGUUGAGAGAUCAGCAGAUCUUGGAGACGGGGAGGUUGAGGGCUGGGGGUGGGUAUAGCCACAAUGGCACCCAUAGAGACUUGCUGAAGGCUUGUCCGAAGGGGUUGAGGGGGAAAAGCAAUUUGAUUGUGGCUUUUGGAGGAGUGGAGAGGGACGGGACGGUGAAGCUCAUGGGGUGGUGGGCAUUAGUGGAUAAGGGAAGUGCAGAUCCACCACCGCGAGAAGAGGUGAAACCGGUGGAGUCUAGGAAACGGGGUAGAGAUGAGGAAGAAGUCGGUAGAGGCAAACGACAACGGGUUUAG
Molecule: messenger RNA, 912 nt
Organism: Orbilia oligospora ATCC 24927
Lineage: Eukaryota; Fungi; Ascomycota; Orbiliomycetes; Orbiliales; Orbiliaceae
Exons: 1
Coding region: 1-912 (303 amino acids)
Source: RefSeq, a predicted model, not a curated record